AUGCCGAAGCGCACUUGCGAUGAGAGAAAGUGCGCUCCACUGAUAAGGCGUGUCGCCUCAUUGUCACUUUCCAGACAAUGCUACGACGGUCCAACUACAACGGAAGCCGCCCAUCUCACAACGAGCACUCGACCGAAUCCGAUCGAGACUCUGCACAAUGUUGUCGUUGAGCAUCUUGCUCACUUCAUCGGCGAUGUGUCGCUUUGGAUCCAUUUUUCCGACGUUCUUGAUCGCGAGCUCCUGAUCCGUCAUGUCCUUCUCGUCCUCCAACGUCUUCUUGUAGUUCUUCGCCAGCUUCAACAUCGCCUUCAGAUGCUCCUUGUUCGCUUCGCCACACUUUGUGUAGUUCUCCACACUCACUGCGUCCAUCCACGACAAUUUGUUGAGAUUCAACAACAUCUUCUGCUCCAGAUCGUGUGUUCGCGAUUCGAUAAGAAAAUGUGCUCCAAAUACGAUAAUUUGGUGUCCGAGAAGCAGAAAACCUAUUCCGAAUGGGAUUGUGCUAAUAUCAGAGCAGUUUUGCGUGAAAACUAUGCCACCAACGCCGUCAAAAGCUAG
Messenger RNA from Caenorhabditis remanei, 558 nucleotides. RefSeq lists its product as uncharacterized. Lineage: Eukaryota; Metazoa; Nematoda; Chromadorea; Rhabditida; Rhabditidae. The transcript is spliced from 3 exons. The record is from RefSeq and is a predicted model, not a curated record. Bases 1 to 558 code for a protein of 185 amino acids.